CUUAAAGGGGCGGCUGGCCUCGGGCUGCAGUCAGGCCGCCUUUGCACCAUGACCCCCCAGCUGCUUCCCCUGUUGUUGCUGCUCCUGGCCGGCCCCCCCGCCGCUCAGCCGGCUCCCCCGACCUGCUACUCCAGGAUGCUGGCCCUGAGCCGGGAGAUCACGGCUGACUCCCAGAGCCUGCAGGCCACGGCGCCUUCGGAGCCCUGUGUGAGAUACCUGCCCGGGUUGCACCUGGAUAUACACAAUUACUGCGUGCUGGCCAAGCUGCGGGACUUUGUGGCAUCGCCCCAGUGUUGGAAGGUGGCCCAGGUAGAUGCCUUGAAGGACAAAGUGCGGAAGCUGUACACCAUCAUGAACUCGUUCUGCAGGAGGGAUUUGGUGUUCCUGUCGGAUGACUGCAAUGCCUUGGAAUACCCAAUCCUAGUGACCACGGUCCUGCCAGAUCAUCAGAGCUAA
Messenger RNA from Physeter macrocephalus (sperm whale), 456 nucleotides. It is a transcript of the gene CYTL1, whose product is annotated as cytokine like 1. The record is from RefSeq and is a predicted model, not a curated record. NCBI's taxonomy places the organism in Eukaryota, Metazoa, Chordata, Mammalia, Artiodactyla, Physeteridae. The transcript is spliced from 4 exons. Bases 49 to 456 code for a protein of 135 amino acids. Gene Ontology annotation, biological process: positive regulation of transcription by RNA polymerase II.